AUGCGCGGCGUGUCGCGCCCGAACACACGCGGCUGCCGGUCCUUCGCGCUCCCCGGACAUAGAGGGUGCGUCGAGCGGCGCCCCGUGCGAGCUGUCCCCGGCGUCCCCGUGCGGCGCUGCCUGCUGCAUCGCUGCGCGCCUGCAGCGGCGAGGGCGAUGUCGAGUAGCGCCCACCGGAAGAGCUGCGACGUGGCGGUGGUGGGCGCGGGCGCCGCGGGGCUCGCCGCGGCGAAAGAGCUGCGAUCCGAGGGACACAGCGUGGUCGUUUUCGAGGCGGGCGAGGGCGUCGGCGGCGUGUGGAGGUACGACGAGCGCGUCGACAGCGACCCGCUCGGGCGCGCGCGGGACUCCUCGGCGGUGCACUCGUCCAUGUACCAGGGCCUCCGCACGAACCUCCCGCGCGAGCUCAUGGGGUACCCGGACCUCCCCUUCCACCCCAUGGCGAUGGGCGACCGUUCCGUGGACCCCCGGCGGUUCUGCGGGCACAGCGAGGUGCUGGCCUACCUGGAGGUGUACGCCGAGCGGUUCGACCUGCUGCCGCUGAUCCGGCUGGGGACCAAGGUGGUGUCGUGCCGGCCGGGGAGCGAGGAGGGCGCGCACGGGCGGGCGUGGGACGUGGUGACGGAGGGACCGGGCGGGGCCACGGAGCGGAGCCGGUUCGACGCCGUCGUGGUGUGCAACGGGCACUACUUCCAGCCGCGCCUGCCCGACGUGGAGGUCGCGGAGGGCUUCGGCGGCGUCGUGAUGCACUCCCACAACUACCGCAACCCCGAGGACUUCGCAGGCAAGGUCGUUCUCGUGCUGGGCGCGUCGGCGAGCGGCGAGGACAUCUCGCGGGAGCUCACGUCGUCGGCAGCGCACGUGUACCUGUCGGCGCGCACGUGGAUGAACCCGCAGUGGGGCGGCGACACGGCCCCCACGGGCGACGGCGGCAACCUCGAGCGCGUGGCCAACCUCGUGCGCGUCGACGCGGACGGCACCGCGCACUUCGCGGACGGCUCCGCCUCGGCGCGGCCGCUGGACGCCGUGCUGUACGCCACGGGCUACCACUACGCGUUCCCGUUCCUGGACGAGGGCGCCGCGGAGGUCCGCGUGGAGGACAACCGCGUCGCGCCGCUGUACCUGGACGUGUUCCCGCCCGCGCAGGCCCCGUCGCUGUCCUUCAUCGGCCUGCCGUGGAAGGUGGUGCCCUUCCCGCAGUUCAGCGUGCAGGCCGCGUGGGUCGCGCGCGUGCUGUCCGGGCGCGCGGCGGUCCCGUCGCGGGAGGAGAUGGAGGCGGCGUGCGCGGAGCGGUACGGCGCGCUCGAGGCCGACGGCGUGGCGCAGCGGCACUCGCACCGCCAGGGCGAGGACCAGUGGGCGUACAACGCGAUGCUCGCGGACCUGGGCGGGGAGGGCAUGCCGCGGCUUUCGGAGUGGCGCGCGCGGAUGUACAAGGCCACGGGGCUCACCAAGCGCGCCAAGCCGGACCUGUACCGCGACGUGCACGACGACGCCGAGUGGCUGCGGGCCGCGGAGGAGGAGUUCGCCGCCAUGGUGGGCGGCGCGAAGCGGGAGCAGCUCGCGGGGUGA
Pedinophyceae sp. YPF-701 is the source of this 1572-nucleotide messenger RNA. The record is from the annotation of a GenBank genome assembly. Lineage: Eukaryota; Viridiplantae; Chlorophyta; Pedinophyceae.